Molecule: messenger RNA, 475 nt
Organism: Lonchura striata (white-rumped munia)
Lineage: Eukaryota; Metazoa; Chordata; Aves; Passeriformes; Estrildidae
Source: RefSeq, a predicted model, not a curated record
AUGUCUCAGGACACAAGAGGGCGGGAGCUGCGUCCCUUCGGCGUGCAGGUCUCCAUCAUCGAACCUGGAGGCUUCCAGACGGGAAUGACCGACCCCGCCCCGCUGGUGAAGGGCCUCGCUCGCCUCUGGGAGCGGCUCCCGGCAGAAGCCCAGGCAGCCUACGGCCGCCGCUACCUGGAUAAAUAUGCCGAGAGCACCACGCUGCUGCACCGCCUGAGCAGCUCCCGCCUGUCGCUCGUCACCGAUGCCGUGACACACGCGCUGCUCUCCCGCUGCCCCCGCAGCCGCUACGCCGCCGGCUGGGACGCCCGGCUCAUCUUCCUGCCCCUCAGCUACUGCCCGGCCUGGCUGUCCGACACCAUCCUGGGCUUCUUCCUGCCCAUCCCGGCCAGCGGGAUCCCCUGACCAGAGCGAGGGGCCGUGGCUGUCCCACACCCUCGAGAACGUGCUCAGUAAAGGCGCUGCAAUGCUGGGA